Athene cunicularia (burrowing owl) is the source of this 4350-nucleotide messenger RNA. It is a transcript of the gene SGTB, whose product is annotated as small glutamine rich tetratricopeptide repeat containing beta. Lineage: Eukaryota; Metazoa; Chordata; Aves; Strigiformes; Strigidae. The record is from RefSeq and is a predicted model, not a curated record. The transcript has 10 exons. Gene Ontology annotation, biological process: post-translational protein targeting to endoplasmic reticulum membrane. The coding region runs from base 104 to 1018 and encodes 304 amino acids. Gene Ontology annotation, cellular component: membrane; TRC complex. Gene Ontology annotation, molecular function: protein binding; molecular adaptor activity.
UCAGGUCUGUGGGAGAUUGGAAUACUCUAGUAAUUUUUUUUUUUUUUCUGAAAUAAGAGAUCCUGUUGUUUUUAAGACAGAGGAGAAACUCAUCAAUUUCAAAAUGUCAUCAGUCAAACGCUUGGUUUAUGCAUUCAUCCAUUUCUUGAGAGAACAGAGUCAGACGGAUACUUUCACUCCAGAUGAACAAGAAAGCUUGGAAGUUGCAAUUCAGUGUCUGGAGACUGUGUUUAAGAUUAACUUGGAAGAUACUCAUCUUGCACCUCCACAGGAUUUGAUAGAAAUGUUCACAAAUUCUUUCCACAAGAAUGACAUGCUGCCUCUCUCAGAUUCUUUACCAGAGGAUGUUGAAAAGGCUGACCAACUGAAGGAUGAAGGUAAUAAUCAUAUGAAAGAAGAAAAUUAUGGUGCUGCAGUGGAUUGUUAUACUAGGGCUAUAGAACUGGAUCCAAACAAUGCGGUCUAUUACUGCAACAGGGCUGCUGCUCAAAGUAAGCUCAACAACUACAGGGAAGCAAUAAAGGAUUGUGAGAGAGCCAUAGCAAUAGAUCCAAAGUACAGCAAAGCAUAUGGGAGAAUGGGGUUGGCUCUGACCUCAGUGAAUAAAUAUGAAGAAGCAGUUACCAGUUACCAAAAAGCACUGGAUCUUGAUCCAGAGAAUGACUCUUACAAGUCAAAUUUGAAAAUAGCAGAACAGAAACUAAGAGACAUGUCCAGUCCUACUGGAACUGGACUGAGUUUUGACAUGGCAAGCUUGAUAAAUAAUCCUGCUUUCAUUAGUAUGGCAGCAAGUUUAAUGCAGAAUCCUCAAGUUCAACAGUUGAUGUCAGGAAUGAUGUCAAACGCCAUUGGUGGCCCUGCUGCGGGUGUUGGUGGCCUGUCAGAUUUGUCCAGUCUGAUCCAUGCGGGGCAGCAGUUUGCACAACAGAUACAGCAGCAGAAUCCAGAGCUCAUAGAGCAACUGAGAAACCAUGUCCGGAGCAGAUCUUUCAGUGGCAGCACUGAAGAGCAUUCCUGACUUAAAGGAGAUGUGUGAAUUGGAAUGGUAUAUAAUCCCAAAAUGCAUACCAUAGUUAGUAGCAAAAGCACCAUUGUAACUCUUCUGCUUGAAUAGAAGACAGAAAAUUCUUUGUGUGUGUUGGCAAACUAGAAUAAAUCUGUUAAACAGAUCUAUUGCACAUAACUUCAAACAUACCGUUUAUGUAUAGUUACUCCUCUGAAAAUUAAUACACUAAAUAGGUAUUGAAAUCCCCAAGUACAAAUCAUUUUCAGUAUGUGCAUUAGAUUGAUCUCCAGGGCUAUUGAAUGCAGAGUCUUGUGGGGGGCUGAUCUUGCGUAACAGCUUAAUUCUAAAAUGCUAGUGUAAACGGCACAUUAUUCUUAUGGUGAAGUUCAUUAUGGCUGUACUCCCUGUCAAAUAUUGAAACAGAAGGCCCAUCUGAUGUGCCCUUUUAUAAUGAACAUAAAUCAGUGUUGGGAGUAGUAUAGAGUGUACUUAAAACUAAUGCUUAGAAAGUCUGUUUCUUCAAGCCUGUGGAGGGGCUGUCAUUAGUAACAUGAAAUAUUUUUCAAAUUCAUUGGGCAUAGGGGAAGGAGACGAUUGCAUAGGAGUACCACAGAAUGCAGAGAAAGAGAAGACACUAAUCCUGAGUAAAAUAAUACACAGAAACCAAAAUAGAACUUGGCUUGGGAAAGAGUGUUAUGGAGUUUUACGCUUUUCUGCUGCCAUGUACAUCCUCAAAUCACGAUGGUAGCCCUGGAGGUCAGCAUUAUGGCACUAUUUUCCUAGGCAUGGCAAACUGUAUUACAUUCCACAUGUAUGCAGUAUUUAACAUAAGCUUUAAAUUCUUAAUUGUAAUAAGCUAAAACUAGUCCUGUGACUGUACAAAUAACUAGUACUGAAAAUUUAUCAAAAAAUAACUGCCUUAGAAGGAUUCUUUCUAUUCUUGCAUGGUAAAUGACUGGCUUAAACAAUUAAGGAUUUUUUUUUUUUACGUUUCGUUACACAUACCUAUCUUAAGUGAUGGUUAUAUGACCAAGUUAAAGAUUCUUCCACUCUGUAAUAUUUCUGUUCCUACCCUGGCUUUUCUAGCUUAGUGAAUCUUAGAGAUCACUGCUUUUCUGUAUUAUGAUGUUAGCUUCUUUUUUAUUCUGCUUACUGUUCAUGAUGCUUUCUGGUACAAGGUACAGUUGUUUUUACUUUAGAGAGGUUCUCAACACUCACACUUUCCUCUUUGUAUAUCAAAAACUGAUUUGAGGAACCUGCUUUGAUUUCUAAGACAGACUGAUUUCUGAUGGCCAGUUAGACUUGAGAAGGUAUGUGGAGGAAGGUAUGUGGAGGAGUAACAGUAGACUCCCAAAUGGAGAAAUACACAGGAACUCCUGGAUUCCAGACAUCAUAUCUGAUUCAUCUUGCAGGCAGAAAAGAGCACCUCGAAUAGAAGCAAAUACAAAAUCUGGGGCGAAGUCAUGUCCUGACUAACAAAUGCCAGUUGUGCAUUUAUUGUGUGAGUAUUCCCCUACUAAAACGGGUAAAAUAUGCAGAUGGAUCCAAGGGGAAAUUAAGAGAAUUGGAUAAAACACAAAAAUAGGAAAUCCAUAUUACCAUUUGAUGAAUAAAGUGGUAAAGUUUAAUAGAGAAACUUAACUUUAAGACAUUUCAUACUUUAUUCAAUAGAGCUUGCAUAUAUACACAGCAUUAAAAUUAUUUUUAAAAAUUCUAUAUUUAAGUUGCUGUAGCUGCCUUUCUGAGGCUUUAAAGAUAAGCCUUACAUUAAAUACAUUUCCAAGUAACAGGUAUUGACUUAACAUCUGAUGACAAAGAAGAAAAUCCCUAACAGGAUUUUUUUUUCUGAAGUAGUUCAGAUCCUGAAUCUAGUCCAUUCAAGAAAACUGCCACUUAAGUUCAGUUACAUUUAAUAGGACAGGAUACCAUUUACAAGAAAGAUCAAUGGAGGCUGUAGGUGGACUACAACUACUGUACAUUGCUUAGAAUAACGUGUGCUUCAGGAGAAAAGCAUUGCUCCGAGCAUACCUCCUGUUAAACUUCAUGGUUCCUCUUAGUUUUCUCUUUCAAAUGUCAGAGUAAAUUUUACUAAUUUUGAUAAGGGGAACCAAUAAAUCCAGAGUGGACUGGGCAGCACUGCAGUAUCUUUCAUACAUUUAUCCUUUGUGACAGCAACCUUCAUGCAGUCAUCUUUCUACUUUAAGACCGAAGUGUCAAGAACCUCUUCAGAGUUCCUUAAGAACUACAAAAUAUGGGAGUAUUAUAAGACUGGCUGUAGAAGUUGUACUAUGAAAUACAAGCCCUAUAGUUAUCUGGAUUUAUUGGAGAACUAUCCCCAAGGUUAAAUGAAAUGAAGCGUUGGUUAGUUACUUGAAAACAACUCUUGAAAUCAUCUUAUAGAGUGGUAACUUAUUUCACAUACUACAGUAUUUUCAUGUUUAGGUUUUACUCCAGUACAAAAAUAUGUAACCAGAAUAUUUAUUAAAACAUUGAUGGCAUUAGCUAACCCUUUAGGAAUGUGCUAUGACUGGCACAAUACUUAACUUGUUAAAGUUCUUUGUUUCUGGUAUAUUAACAUAAAGGGCUUUGUAGCCUAACUAAAAAACAGUUAAAUCAAUAAUAGGAGCUGUCAUUACACGCUUUCCCAUUGAAAUCGGGACAGAGGGAUCAUUUAUGCUGAAGUCUAUCUUGCCUCGAAUAGGCUAGAUUGUUUCACAGUCAUGCAAUAUGUCUUUAUCACAGGGUGAGAUCAGAAUCUUUUCCUGUGUAAUAACUGCACUUUAUUUUGCACUAAUUUUUUUCAUCCUGCUAGAUCAAGUGGUAAACCAUAAUCCCUGUAAAUACUGCUUUAAUUUAAGGUCAACUGCAUUUUAUCAUUCAACUGAGCAAAUAUGCAUUUAACACCAAAUUGGUUUCAUAUCAUCACUGUUCCAUCAGCAUAUAAGUGUGAUAAUUGUUAGAGAAGAAAUUGUUUUGCACUCAAAUUGUAAACUGUAACCUUGCAUGGAAUUAUGCUCUUCUAACUAUGCCUGAUCAUAAAGACACAAUGAAAUACUCAGCUUAGAAAUUGUUUUAGUUGCCCUUUUGGUUUUGUAACAAGUACAAAGUAAAAUCAGUCAUGCAUACUGAGAAAGAACAAAGUGUGCAGCUUUGGAUUCAUACACAGUUUCAGGGCCACAGGAAGUCAUACUGGCAAAAUGCAGCUUGUCCACCAUUUCUGUAUCUGUCCUACCUCUUAUUAUCAUAUGGUGACAUCUCCUUCGACUUGGUUACAUCUCAUUCAACUUGUGUCAGUUUAACUUGAAAACAGAUUAUAAAUAAAGUUAUUUACAUUUUUUUGUCUG